GGCUCGCCAGUCAGCGCUCGGCCUGAGUUAGAUGGUGCUGAUCACGGACGACAGGGAUGGAGGGGUCGCAGCGUCGCUCCGGGUCAAGCAGCUCCAGCAGCUAAAAGCCGGCGCUGGCGUCGCUCAAAUCCACCCGGCUACAGUCGAGGAGAAAGACUACCGCGGCUCGUGGGAGGUGGGCCAAGAGAACGAGGAGGAGGAUUUCGAAGAAGUUGACUUCGAGGACUUGGACGACACCAGGAGCAUCGUGUCCGACGACUCCUUCUACCCUCCCGAUGAUGCGUUCGAGGACUCCCCGUCCCCGCAGAGUCUGGAACCCGUGUCCUUCUUCCAGGCGUGCUGCACCAACAACGCCGCCAUAGUACGGAUCAUGAUACGGCACGGGCUCGAGGAGGAGGAGGUCACGCAGACGGACCGGAACAACAGGACAGGGCUGCUGGUUGCUUGUUACCAGGGUUACGUUGACGUUGUCAUAGCGCUGUCCCAGUGCCCGUAUCUGGACGCUAACUGGCAGGACAGCGAGGGGAACACAGCCCUCAUCACUGCGGCGCAGGCAGGUCACAUUACCAUCACCAACUACCUGCUCAACUACUACUCGGGCUUGGACAUCGAGAGGAGAAACUGUCACGGCUUCACUGCUCUCAUGAAAGCCGCCGUGCAGGGCCGCGUUGAAUGUGUGCGCUCGCUCAUGAUGGCGGGAGCCACUCUAAACGCUCGAGACUGUGGCCGCCAAAUGACCGCCAGAGAGUGGGCCUUGUUCACUGGGCGCUAUGAAACUGCCUGGGUGAUGGCCCGACUGAUGGAACGAUCCACACCGGAUCAAAUAUGUGACGCGUACAGUCUAGAAUGGCCUCCCUUGGCAUCAAUGGUGGCCAAAGCCCGGGAGCCCCGAGGCUGUCUCAAGCGCUUGAGCGACACCGUGCGCGACGUCUUCAACGUUGCCAACGUCACCAAUCCCGAGGACGCCGGAGUCAUCGACCACCUGGUGUCUGUGACGACUGCCAUCAGAAGCCCAUUUAUCGCCGUGACUUGUCAUACGGUGUGUCCUGACAGCCCCCCGAGUGUGGGCAAACGGCGCUACGCAGUUCCCGAGAUCCUCCAUCAUCAGCGGGCCAAAGAGCUCACCGCCAUCAAUCCGGAUAGGGCGGACACCCACCUGAAGCUAUUCCAGAACUCACGGGUCACUUUGGUGCCCAAGCCCCCACCCGACCGACGGGCCAGCCUGCAGACACAAAGCACGACGCCUCGAGCCGGGAGCUCCAGCCUGGGAAUGUUGGCCUAUAACGGAAUGGAGCUACGAAGGACCAGCCUGCUGCCUCUGCACAUGUUGCUCAGGAGGAGCAGCGUUAGGCCGGGAUUCACCAUCCCCAAGGUGCGGGUGUCCAAGGCCCCCCCGCCCACUUAUGAGCCUGAAAAGGUCCGCAGGAAGAGCAGCGCCAAAGAUGGAGCCAGACACCUGCUGCAGGUCCCUAAGUGGCGAUAUAAGGAGCUCAAAGAGGAGAGGAGGAAAGCCGAGGAAGCCGAGAGGAGGAGAUUGGAGGCAUUAACCAAAGGACACCUCACUGUUGGGAAGAGGAAGUAGUCCUUCUUUUUAACGCGCACUAAACCAAAAACAGGUCAUGGGUUGGCCGUUAUUUGACUCAGGGUGACUCGACUUACCAGCAGUGUUCCAGAAAAUGUUGAUUAGUAUCAUGAAAUGAACGGAUGCAAAGAGGAAAAAAGAUGGCUGCCGGCUUUAUCAGCACUCAUGUCAUUUGCAAUGUCACGUAUGGAUUACCCAGGGAAUAUUAUACUUGAAAGUGUUUGAAGCUUUAACUUAUUUUUCCUAUUUAUUGCUCUUAAAAGCAGCCAUAAUGGCCAAGCCUUUAUUUUUGUAAUUUAAAAAAAAUAAUAAUAAAUCACACCAGCGUUUUGGUGGGGAGAGGGGGGUAAAAAAAACCUAAUCCAAAAUCCCUUGAAGCACAACAACAAAAGCUUCAUUACCUUUGUCGAAAAUGACACAAAAACAGAAUUACAUUUGUACUAGGCUAUUUUCCAGCAAUACACUAAACAUGAGUGGAAAAUCUUGUUGCAACAUAUUCUACAGACAGGUUGUGCUGAAAAUACUGUACUGUAUUUGGUAAUAAAUAAAUGAAUUUUGCUAUCAUG
This is a messenger RNA of Hippocampus comes (tiger tail seahorse), 2148 nucleotides long. RefSeq names its product ankyrin repeat domain 33ba (gene ankrd33ba). Lineage: Eukaryota; Metazoa; Chordata; Actinopteri; Syngnathiformes; Syngnathidae. The record is from RefSeq and is a predicted model, not a curated record. Gene Ontology annotation, molecular function: protein binding. The transcript is spliced from 6 exons. The coding region runs from base 32 to 1582 and encodes 516 amino acids.